CUGCUGGAGGUGCCGGCCAGCAUUUCGGUCAACACCCGUUACCUGAACCUCCAGGAGAACCACAUCCAGGUGAUCCGCACCGACACCUUCAAGCACCUCCGGCACUUGGAGAUCCUCCAGCUGAGCCGCAACCUGGUGCGGAAGGUGGAGGUGGGCGCCUUCAACGGCCUCCCCAACCUCAACACCUUGGAGCUCUUCGACAACCGCUUGACCACCGUCCCCACCCAGGCCUUCGAGUACCUCUCCAAGCUGCGCGAGCUCUGGUUGCGCAACAACCCCAUCGAGAGCAUCCCCUCCUACGCCUUCAACCGCGUCCCCUCCCUCCGGCGCCUGGACCUGGGCGAGCUCAAGCGCCUGGAGUACAUCUCAGAGGCCGCCUUCGAGGGUUUGGUCAACCUCCGCUACUUGAACUUGGGGAUGUGCAACCUGAAGGAGAUUCCCAACUUGACGGCUUUGGUCCGGUUGGAAGAACUGGAACUUUCGGGCAAUCGCUUGGGUCGCGUCCGGCCCGGUUCCUUCCAAGGCUUGGGCAGCUUGAGGAAGCUAUGGUUGAUGCACGCCCGGGUGGCGGCGGUGGAACGCAACGCCUUCGAUGACCUCAAAGCUUUGGAAGAGUUGAAUUUGGCCCAUAACGAGCUGGCCUCGCUGCCCCACGACCUCUUCGCCCCCUUGCACCGCCUGGAGCGGGUUCACCUCCACCACAACCCUUGGCGUUGCGAUUGCGACGUCCUUUGGUUGAGUUGGUGGUUGAGGGAGACGGUGCCCAGUAACACCAGUUGCUGCGCCCGUUGCCACGCGCCGCCGGCCUUGCGGGGGCGCUACCUGGGCGAGCUGGAACCCGGGCACUUUACCUGCUACGCCCCCGUCAUCGUGGAACCCCCCGCCGACCUCAACGUCACCGAAGGGAUGGCGGCCGAACUCAAGUGCCGAACGGGCACCGCCACGACCUGGGCCAACUGG
This is a messenger RNA of Egretta garzetta (little egret), 960 nucleotides long. Its product is annotated as leucine-rich repeat-containing protein 4B-like. Lineage: Eukaryota; Metazoa; Chordata; Aves; Pelecaniformes; Ardeidae. The annotation marks the transcript as partial. Gene Ontology annotation, cellular component: plasma membrane. Gene Ontology annotation, molecular function: protein binding. The record is from RefSeq and is a predicted model, not a curated record. The transcript has a single exon.